AUGACCCAGCCAUCCACACAACCGCAGCUCACUCCACAGUUUUGUUUCUCUUAUGGAACACUUCGAGACUUCCUGCGACUCUCGAGAUCGUCGAUCGACGACUCCAUCACGCAGAGCCUCAAUGCUCUAGUGACCCCUUCUCGAUCCGGGUUCGAUCCCUCCUCCACCUCCCAGCGCUCCCCGAGGCCCAUUUCAAAACAGAUUGACUCCCAGACAUGCUCGGAGUUUAAAGACAAGGUGCUGUUCCCGUCCUGGGAGGCGAGAGCCGAGGUCUUGAGCUACUGCGCUCUUGUGGCCGCGAGUCCAGACCCCGACGACCCCGAUCGAACACUGAGGGAGCUUGAGAAAGAGAAGGACCGCGAGCGAGUAGUUGAUGAGCGAUUGGACCCAUACUCUGGCAGAUUCUUCCCACGAGAGGCGCGCACCGAGCGCCUGGCUUCGCUUGUCCGACAAGAGAGAGGCGUGGAAAACAUCGUACGACAUAGAACCUGGGAGGUAAUACAACAACGAUGUGGCGGUGAUCCGUUCGACGGCUGGGAGGAUGCUAUCAGCAUCUGGAAGAAGGAACGAAGCUCGAAGCCACCAGUACAGUCAUGA
This is a messenger RNA of Fusarium keratoplasticum, 597 nucleotides long. RefSeq lists its product as uncharacterized. The transcript has 2 exons. The record is from RefSeq and is a predicted model, not a curated record. Bases 1 to 597 code for a protein of 198 amino acids. Gene Ontology annotation, cellular component: mitochondrial intermembrane space; mitochondrion. NCBI's taxonomy places the organism in Eukaryota, Fungi, Ascomycota, Sordariomycetes, Hypocreales, Nectriaceae.